UUUUAAAAAUUUUAAUCAAUAUGUUUCAUUCAUAAUUAAUUCAGUAAAAUCACAAAAAUAAAAAACAGUUUUAUUUAAACAAAUUAAACAAUUAGUUUUUUUUUAAAUAUAAAAAAAACAUAAAAAAAACUUCCCAAAAUGGCGGAGUGCAAAAAAUCUGCCGAAUCUUGGAUUCUACUAUCGAUUCUCACAUAUUCCGCCAUAUUCACUCAUUUCUUCCAGAAUGUCGUUACGGAAAGUACAGAAAUAGGACAUAAAAAUGAAGCGAACUUGACGACAAUUAUUUAUUUACAUCCGACGCUGUUGGUGCCUAAAGCAUUUCUCACUUCCGGUAAAUCUGAUUCGGGUGCCGAAAUCAGGAAAACAACUUUAGAUCAUUCCAUCAAAGAUAGCCUGGAUUUUGAAUUAACCAGAUCAAAAUCUCCCACCAUUUUAACGCCAUCUGAUUUGGGUAGCGGUUUAGAAAUGGAUAUGUCGAACGUUUCCGAAAGUCAUUCGGGAGACGCCACACAUAAUUUAACCGCCAAAUAUGGCUCUGGGAACUUGACUUCCGAUUUGAAUUCCGUUCCCUCGAGAUGGAAUUGGCUUUCGACUACCGGAAGUUCGAAAGGCGUCGAUACUACGUCGUAUAAGCAAGCCCACGAGGCCGCGUUGAACGUCACGAUGAAGCGUAUCACUUUGUCGAGCUAUUCCUCCACAAAUCGUGCUGAAGAUGGUGCCAGUAUUCUCUGCAAAUCGAACUGCUCGAGUAACGAUGCUAACAAGACCGUACUUCUCCCCGCCAAAAUUUUGACCAUUCCGCGGAAAUAUUCCAAUCUUACCGCGCAUCGCGAUUCCGUUCCGGCUAGUUCCACAUCGGGAAGCGGCUUAGAUUCUUUCAUCACGAAUGUUAAUGAGAUGGCGGAUUCCGCGACCACUAAAGAACAGAAACUUUUCACAAAUAUUUCAGCUCUGGCUCAUGAGAUUUUCGGUGCCACGCAAGGAAUGGUGACCGUCUUAUUUUCCAAUCUGUCUUUGGAGCAGUGGCAAAAGGUGUUGAAGGUAAGCCUAGAAAAUUUCUUGAUUACGUAUCUAUGGACCCACUACUCGGACGUCAUCGCCCAAUCUGAGCAGCCUCCUCGCAUGACAACGUCAACCGCCGCUCACAAUCAUUCGAUUUCGGAAGAGGAAGCAAUCGAAGCGCACAAUAGAAAACCUACGUUCCUCGCGAAACGCCUCAAACGAUUGAGCGGAAAUGGGGAUUCCACAUUAGAAAUCGUCUACGCAGAGGAGCCGAGCCCCCAAGAGAAUGAAACUCUUCUAACCACGUUUUACGUCGCCAUUCGUCACAGAGUCGGACCUAAAAAUGUAACCGACCAACCUAGAUUGGAUGUUCGAUAUUUGUUGUGGGCCUUAAAAAGCUUCGAAAGAACGACCCUUAACCAGAACAACAUGAGCCACUCGAAAAUGUUGUAUUUUGCGGUGAAUCCCUUCCUGUCACGAAUCAUUGCCGACAAAAUUUCGGAACUGUUGGACCGAUCUUCCUACCCGUUCAAAACCGUGUCCCCGAAAAUGAUCGAUUGCAAACCCGGGAUCAAAAUAGGAAGGGAAUCUGGGACCGAUAAGUGCGAACCCGGGUCGAUUUGCAAAACGGAUGUUAACGGAUCGGCGGAGAAGGUAAACGGCAUCGGGAGCGGGGAGAGCGUGCUCAUGGGGGCCGUGUUCGCCUUCUGCGCGCUCGCGAUUACCGGUCUGUUCGCUUAUUUCGGUUUUUCGCGCUUUAGAAGAUCCAGAAGAGGGAACUUCCGGUUACCCGGCCACGACUCCUUUAAUCGCCUAACGGCCAAUAGGAGACAAUCGAUGCGACUGAAUAAGAUGGAUAAAGAUAAGGGGUUCAACGAUUUGAUGGAUAGAGCCGAAGAAGGACACCAAGGCAAAAUGAAUUCUCUCUUUUACAGAAAACCCAAUGUAUUCGGGCUUAACAAAGAUAAAAAUAUGGAUGCUUCUAGGGGACUUGAGGAAUUGAAGAGAUUACAUCCGUUACCAGAAAGAUUGGAGGAUAAGGGCGAAGCAGUUGGGGACGACGAGAUUCGUAUUACCAAGAGUGCCAGGAUAUCUUCAUUCGUCGAUAAUUCGAGGAACGAUGAUCUUACCAGGAGUCGAGUCUAGAUGCGACUCUCACGCUGAACCAUUUUUGUUUAAAGUUGUUAAUUCUUUGUGUACAAUAAAUUAUCGGGAUACUUAUUUUUUUCUUUUAACCCUCUCGCCAAUUCACUAAAAAAAUGAAAGUCUGUAUAGGGGAAGCUACCAUUGUAUAUAAUAGUAUCGUUAUAAG
This is a messenger RNA of Gordionus sp. m RMFG-2023, 2314 nucleotides long. RefSeq lists its product as uncharacterized. The transcript is spliced from 11 exons. The record is from RefSeq and is a predicted model, not a curated record. Lineage: Eukaryota; Metazoa; Nematomorpha; Gordioida; Chordodea; Parachordodidae. Bases 139 to 2148 code for a protein of 669 amino acids.